CGCAUGCAUGACUCCCACGUAGCACUCUCUAAUCAACAAACAAAAAAAUGGGAAAAAAACACAUCCAGCUCUCAACCCCCUCCCCUCUUCACGCCUCUCAGGCUCUCAGGCUCACUCCACCCACCGCCAUGGCCACCACCCACAAGAAGCACCUCUCCGCCUUUGCCAACGACCUCCUUUCCACAUCUGCUCUGAAACUAGGCACUUCUGUGGAUAGAUUAGUGGAAGAGUUUGAGGCCGGAUGGCAGCCUGAAACAACCGAUUACUCGAGGAAAUUAGUGGAAUUUUGCAGCUCAAAAGCCCUCAAUGAGUUGUGCUCAAAAGUCCUCAGUGAUGGUUCAUUGAGUCGGUUCACAUUCAACAUGAUGCUUGCUUGGGAGAUGCCUGACUCCGCUGAUGAGGACUCCCACACAGAGUGUGUAGCAAAGGAGAAAGAAGAGAGGAAGAGGCCACCAAAAGAGACUGAAGAACAAGAUGAAAUCCCGCUUUUCUAUUCAGACCUCAUGCCUCUACUUGUUGAUAACAAGCCAAGCAUUGGAGAAGAUGCAUUUGCGUGGUUGGGAUCAUUAUUUCCAUUAGUUGCAGAUGUUGUCAAUGGGAGAUUUACCUUCGAAACGCUUACUGCCCCUACAGGCAAUCGGCUCCAUUUUCCUGCUUAUGAUAAAUUUCUAAAAGAAAUUGACAAGUGCAUAAAACAUUUGCAAAAGCAAGCAACCCCAAAGGGUGUCGAGCUAGCAGAUGAUGAAUUUAUAUUGCACGUGGAGGGAACUGCAAGCACACAGAGAGUUGUGCGCCAUAUUGGAGGAGCGAGUUGGCCGGGUAGGCUUACAAUAACCAACUAUGCGCUCUACUUCGAGGCAAUGGGAGUACUUUCUUAUGAAGAUGCAUUCAAAAUUGACCUUUCUAAGGACAUUGACCACCAUGUGAAAUCAGGUGCCACUGGCCCAUGGGGUGCUCCACUUUUUGACAAGGCCAUCGUCUAUGAGUCCCCUGAGUUGUCAGAAAGCGUCAUUCUGGAAUUUCCAGAGAUAACGAGCUCCACAAGACGCGAGCACUGGCUUGCUCUCAGUAAGGAGGUUAUGUUAUUGCACCAGUUCUUGAAUAAAUUCAAGAUUGAAUCUCCUAUUCAAGCAUGGGAGAUGCACUCAAGGACGAUAUUAGGAAUUAUAAGGCUGCAUGCAGCCAGAGAAAUGCUAAGAAUAUCACCCCCUGAUCCCACAAAAUUCUUGAUUUUCGCCUUGUUCGAUGAGUUGCCAAAGGGGGACUAUGUGUUAGGAGAGCUUGCCAAGAGUCUGAAGAAUGCUAAUAGUGGACGCCUGUGCAGUGCUAGUUCAAUUCUAAGGAGCUUGAACGUAUCCCAACAAAGUAUAGCAGUUGCAGAAGUAAAAGAAGAAUCUGCAGGAGAAAGUGAAAGUGCAAGUGCAAGUGGCCAUGCUGAAAAGUUUUCGACUUUGGAGAGUGCCAUUAAUCAAGCUAGAGAAGAAGAGGAGGAGACCGUUAUUGCCAAAGCGACUACUGAGGGGCUGAAAGAGGAAGGCAUCGGUGACAAUGUCCUUGUUCUUAGGGAGCAACUAAGGCCACUCAUGAAUGUUUUGCCUUGGUUUCAAGAAAUUGUUCAAUGGAAACGGCCAGCAGUUACCCUCCUUGUGAUUACCAUGACUCUUGUGAUCAUAUACAAGGAGUGGUUUCACCAGGCAAUCGCAGCUUUCCUGUUGUGGAUAGUAGCAAAGAUGCUUCGGGCAAGACAGGAAAAUGUAAGAGACAAGCAUAACAAGAUAGUAGUAUCCAAAGCCUCAGACCAGACAACAAUCGAAAGCAUUGUGUCAGCACAACACGGAUUCAUUACAGUCCAGGACAUAGUGAAGACGGCGAACAUUGCUAUACUGAAAAUCCAGUCAAUAUUGGUUUCAAGGACCAACAAGCAUGCGAACACAGUCAUGAUGGUGAUGGUUGGAUUGGCAAUCCUAGUGGCAGUGGUGCCAUUGAAGUUCAUCUUCAUGGCCACCACAACAUUUUACUUCACAACGACAUCGAAGUUGGGGAAAUACAUAGCUAAUGACAAGGGGAACAGACGGCUAAAGGAAUGGUGGGACUCAAUCCCAGUUGUCCCAGUGGAAAUUGAAGACUAAGGCUCCUAAUAAUGGUACACAGUUUUGGUUAUUCCUCACAAUCUUUCCACACUUCCUUCUUAUUUAAGUUUUUGUCACUUGGAUCAAGUAGUAUCAUUCUCAUAAAUGAUUUUUUUUCAUUUUUAUAUGAGCUUGUAUGGUUAUUAGGUCAUUGGGACCUAUAGUAAGAGAAUUGUUGUUUAUGUUUAUUUUA
This is a messenger RNA of Vitis riparia (riverbank grape), 2322 nucleotides long. RefSeq lists its product as uncharacterized. The transcript has 10 exons. The coding region runs from base 48 to 2129 and encodes 693 amino acids. NCBI's taxonomy places the organism in Eukaryota, Viridiplantae, Streptophyta, Magnoliopsida, Vitales, Vitaceae. The record is from RefSeq and is a predicted model, not a curated record.